This is a messenger RNA of Vicia villosa (hairy vetch), 1368 nucleotides long. RefSeq lists its product as uncharacterized. The transcript is spliced from 2 exons. Lineage: Eukaryota; Viridiplantae; Streptophyta; Magnoliopsida; Fabales; Fabaceae. Gene Ontology annotation, molecular function: nucleic acid binding; zinc ion binding. The record is from RefSeq and is a predicted model, not a curated record. Bases 1 to 1368 code for a protein of 455 amino acids.
AUGGAGAAGAUCUUUCGUGUUAUGGAUUGCACUCCAUCUCAGAAGGUGAGGUAUGAAAAUCAUACGCUAGCAGUCAAGGCUGAUGAUUGGUGGCUAGAGACUCGUCGUAGGUUGGAGGCUGCAGGUGAGGAGAUCUCUUGGGUUGUGUUCCAUGGAGAUUUUAUGAGGAAGUAUUAUUCGGAGGAUGUUCGGGAUAAGAAGGAGAUUGAAUUCCUUGAGUUGAAGCAAGGGAACAAAUCUGUUGUUGAGUAUGCUUAUAAGUUUGUGGAAUUGGCUAAGUUUUAUCCGCACUAUAAUGAGGCAACUGUUGAAAUUUCUAAGUGCAUUAAGUUUAAGAAUGGAUUGCGUUUUGAGAUUAAGAAAGCUGUUGGUUACCAGAAGAUCCAUGUCUUUGCGGAUUUGGUUGAUUGUUGUCGCAUCUAUGAGGAGGAUAGUAAUGCACAUUAUAAGAUGGUGUCUGAGAGGAGAAAGAAACAGAAAGCGACUCAGGGAAAGAGAACUAGUUGGGGAGAUGCUCCUCCUGGUAUUGUGUGCUUUAAGUGUGGUAAAGUCGGCCACAAGAGUAAUGUGUGCAAUGCUGAAGCCAAGAGGUAUUUCCGUUGUGGGAAGUUUGGUCAUGCGUUGAUUGAGUGCAUGCAUAAGGAGAUGGUUUGUUUCAAGUGUGGUGAAGAAGGACACAUUGGAAGUAAGUGUCAGAAGCCCAAGAAGGAGCAAGCUAAUCAAAAGGUUUUCGCCUUGUCGAGAACUCAGACCACUAGUGACGAUGCACUCAUCAGAGUUACAUGCUUCAUUAAUAGCAUUCCAUUAAUUACUAUUAAUGAUACUGGCGCUACUCAUUGCUUUAUCUCUGUUGAUUUUGUUGAAAGAUUGGGUCUUGUGUUGUCUGCUAUGAACGGAGAGAUGGUUGUGGAUACUUUGUCUAAGGGAUCGGUGACUACUUCUCUUGUGUGUUUAAUGUGUCCCUUGUCGAUUUUCGAUAGAGACUUUAUUAUUGAUUUUGUUUGUUUGCCAUUGAGAGGUUUGAAUGUGAUUUCGAGUAUGAACUGGUUAGAGCAUACCCAUGUUCACAUUAAUUGUUAUGAUAAGUUGGUGAGGUUUUCUUCUCCUGAAGAGAAAGGUGUGGAAUUUUUGUCGGCCAGACAGGUACGCAUGUUGAUGAAAGAAGAGGUGCAAGUGUUUGCUUUGGUUGCAUCUAUGUCUGUUGAGAAUCAAGCUAUAAUAGACGAGUUGAAGGUGGUGUGUGAAUUUCUUGAAGUUUUCCAUGAUGAAAUUCCAGAUGUAUUGCCUGAGAGAGAAGUUGGGUUCUCUAUUGAUCUGGUACCUGGUACUAUACAUGUGUCUAUGGCACCGUACAUGAUGUCCGCAUAA